GCCGUCGGUGUAGGCAGCCAUGCCCAUCUCAUCCUCGUGCGCGGAGGCAGACGUCAUCAGAAAGGUGGACGGGCACUAUGUACACGGCCCUAGGUUUGCUAAAGGGAGCUGUACUGUCUCCAUAACCUGGUUUUGCCAUCAAAGGAGGAGGGGACAGAUGGUGACGAGCCGAUUGGGGUGGUUGACCCUUCGACGCGAGAAUUUUUUGACCAAGAACCCUAUGUGCAACGAAGGAGAAAGCGAGGAACCGACUGGGAUGGACAGCAACGAGAGCGUGUACGAAGCGGAGCGGGUCGAGUUUGGUCGUGCUAGGACUGGCCACAGCGGCACCGGAGGGGCGGCACCGGAGCAGCGGAACCGGAGCAGGCGGACGGCAUCGAACCGUUACGCACGGACAAGCAUCUCUUGUGUUGUUCAAUUAUUAUUCCGUUUCCUGAAUACAGGUGUUUGGUGUGUGUGAUGACGUCACUGGUUUUAUAGAGAGACGGGGCAGAGAUGGCGCGGAUAACCCGGGUGCUUUUAAUUGUGUACCUGCAUCUUGGAAGACCCCUUCAAUUUGGAACGAAUCCUAGUCAGUGUCGAUGUUUACACUGCUGUGCCUAACACAGAUUAUCUGGAUAGAUUCGGGUGACUGUCAAUGAUGGCUUUGGUUGGGUGUUCAUCUUCAUUGUAUGUCCACGGACUCAUUCUGACAGCACUUCAGACAGCAGCUGCAUGCCCCGAGCUUGUGUACCAUGCACCAUGGUGUUAUUAUUGUACAGACAGCACUUCAGACAGCAGUGCGCUGUAGUCGACAUUCAUUUUGGAUAAAUGCGGGACAAGGGGGGUGAUGCUGCUGCUGUAGUCGAUUUGUAGUGUGUGGGCGUGUAGUUCAGUUGUGAGCACGCAAACGUGCUGCAGGGAUUGCAGGUGUACCUCCUCGGGCUUGUGUUCCCUCUUCUUGCUAAUACUUGUAGUGUGCGUGUUCUUUUAGAUCUUCUGAUGGCUCUAGCAUUUUUGUGACCACGGAGCGAGUCUUGGCUAGAUUUUGGGAUUAGCAACUGACACGAAAUACAACAACAACAACAACA
This is a messenger RNA of Ectocarpus sp. CCAP 1310/34, 1070 nucleotides long. The record is from the annotation of a GenBank genome assembly. NCBI's taxonomy places the organism in Eukaryota, Phaeophyceae, Ectocarpales, Ectocarpaceae.